Messenger RNA from Eucalyptus grandis, 4011 nucleotides. RefSeq names its product homeobox-leucine zipper protein ANTHOCYANINLESS 2. NCBI's taxonomy places the organism in Eukaryota, Viridiplantae, Streptophyta, Magnoliopsida, Myrtales, Myrtaceae. Gene Ontology annotation, biological process: regulation of DNA-templated transcription. Gene Ontology annotation, molecular function: DNA binding; DNA-binding transcription factor activity, RNA polymerase II-specific; lipid binding. The record is from RefSeq and is a predicted model, not a curated record.
UCUUCACUUCCUCUCUCCUCCCUCUCUCUCUCUCUCUCCCCCCCGAGGGUUGGUCCUUUCGUUUUCGUUGCUCGCUUCAUUUUCUUCUCUCUCCACAAUAUUUUCCUCUCUCACGCCCUUUCCCUUCUGUCCCCAUGACCGACCUCGCUAACUCGUUCCUCAUCCACGCUUAGAGUCAAGCGUGCAGCGAACGAGAUAUCGCGCAACAGGCAAGGACUUCGCUCUCUCGCACCUAAAAAAAGGCCAAAACAAAUAGAGAAAAAGAAGACUCUCUCACUUCUAGGGUUCCCCUCCCUCUCUCUCUUCCCUCUCUUUCUCUCUCUCUCUGUGGCUAUCUUUCCUUUUUAUUUUCCUGCACCAGCUACCCACUGCCGCUGCCUCGCGGCGCUUCUCUCGUGCCGUUUUGCAGACCUAUAAGCGCUCCUAGAUUGUUAGAGAGCGAUAGAGAGAGAGAGAAAGAGAAAAGAGAGGGAGAGUUUGAGGACGAAGAGCCAAGCGCAGCCGAGAGAGUUGGAAAGAGGGAAAGAGAGAGAGAAUAAAAAAGUUGGCCUCCUCCUCCGCCUCCUCCUCCUCCUCCUCCUUCCUUCCUUCCUUUCUUUAUUUAUUUUCUUUCAGCCGCCUCGUCCUCGUAGGUAGAGAGGAAGCUUGAGACAUUUGGGUUACCUUUUGUCUCCUCGUCCUCUCUAUUAAGAGCUCACCUUCCUUUUCCAUCUCUCUCAUUUUCCCCCUUCGCGACUCGUGUACCAGAAGAAGCGCGCUUUGCCUUCUCUCGAACGUGGUUGAGUGUACUGCUGUUGUCCCGCACGAACCUCCUUGGAAGCUGGAAAGUGGAGCGUGCCCUGGCGGCGACUGCUGAGCUCGUUUUCUAGUUGGGAUUGAAUUCGCCCGGUGAGAAGCGGAAGGCUCGGCGGCGACUCGAAAAGACAUCGGAAGGACGUCCGGUACAGCUGCAGGGGAAGGAAGGGAGAGAUAAAAGAGGAGCAAAAAUUGCGACCUUUUUGAUGAGUUUCGGGGGAUUCCUCGACACCAACUCGGGCGGCGGGGGCGGCGGCGGAGGAGGGGCGAGGGUCGUUGCCGCCGAUAUCCCGUACGCGGGAAAGAACGACAUGGCGCCGUCGGGCGCAAUCGGGCAGCCUCGACUCCUGAGCCCUUCUCUGUCCAAGUCCAUGUUCAACAACUCUCCUGGACUCUCCCUUGCUCUCCAAACCGGGAUAGAGAACCAGCAAAUGGGGGAGAGCUACGAACAAAUGAGCGUGAGCAACCACCACCUUCGGAGGAGCAGAGAGGAGGAGCACGAGAGCAGAUCCGGCAGCGACAACCUCGACGGGGGCGGGGCCUCCGGCGACGACCAGGACGCCUCCGCCGACAACCCUCCCAGGAAGAAGCGUUACCACCGACACACUCCCCAGCAAAUCCAAGAACUUGAAGCGUUGUUCAAGGAGUGCCCUCAUCCUGAUGAGAAGCAAAGGUUGGAGCUGAGCAAGAGGCUUUGCUUGGAGACCAGGCAAGUCAAGUUCUGGUUCCAGAAUCGGCGCACCCAGAUGAAGACACAACUGGAGCGACAUGAGAAUUCGCUGCUCCGGCAAGAGAACGACAAGCUCCGGGCUGAGAACAUGUCCCUCCGAGACGCCAUGAGGGAGCCGAUUUGCAGCAACUGCGGCGGCCCGGCCGUCAUCGGCGAGAUCUCCCUCGAGGAGCAGCACCUCCGGAUCGAGAACGCCCGGCUCAAGGACGAGCUGGACCGCGUGUGCGCGCUCGCCGGGAAGUUCCUCGGCCGCCCCGUCCCGUCGCUCGCCGCUUCCAUCGGCCCGCUGAUGCCCAACUCGAGCCUCGAGCUAGGGGUCGGGACCAACAACGGGUUCGUGGGUAGCUUGGGCCCGGUGGCCGCGACGACGCUGCCGCUGGGGCCUGAUUUCGGGGGCGGGAUCUCGGGCAACUCGGCGAUGGCGGUGGUGAACCCGUCGAGGCCCCCGGGAGCUGGCGGGGGCAUGGUAUCUAUCGAGAGGUCGAUUUUGCUGGAGCUCGCUUUGGCCGCCAUGGAUGAGCUGGUCAAGAUGGCUCAGACCAACGAGCCGCUCUGGAUCAGGAGCUUGGAAGGUGGGAGGGAAAUGCUGAACCGCGACGAGUACAUGAGGACCUUCAGUCCUUGCAUUGGCAUGAAACCCAAUGGAUUCGUGACCGAGGCCUCUAGAGAGACCGGCAUGGUGAUCAUCAAUAGCUUGGCACUCGUGGAGACUCUCAUGGACUCUAACCGGUGGGCUGAGAUGUUUCCGUGUAUGAUAGCUAGAACAUCGACCGCAGAUGUGAUCUGCAGUGGAAUGGGAGGAACCAGAAAUGGUGCACUUCAGCUGAUGCAGGCGGAGCUACAAGUGUUGUCGCCGCUGGUUCCAGUCCGGGAGGUGACCUUCCUCCGGUUCUGCAAGCAGCACGCCGAGGGCGUCUGGGCGGUGGUCGACGUGUCGGUCGACGGAAUCCGGGAAACUCCAGGCGGCGGUGGCGGCGCGGCCUCGUUCCCGAGCUGCUGCCGGAGGCUGCCUUCCGGCUGCGUGGUCCAAGACAUGCCCAACGGGUACUCCAAGGUGACGUGGGUGGAGCAUGCAGAGUACGAUGAGAACCACAUACACCAGCUGUACAGGCCGUUGAUCAGCUCGGGCAUGGGCUUCGGCUCUCAACGGUGGGUCGCCACCCUCCAACGGCAGUGCCAGUGCCUCGCCAUUCUCAUGUCCUCCACCGUCUCUUCUCGUGAUCACACCGCGAUAACGCCGAGCGGGAGGCGCAGCAUGCUGAAGCUGGCGCAGCGGAUGACGGCCAACUUCUGCGCGGGUGUGUGCGCCUCCACGGUGCACAAGUGGAACAAGCUGAGCGGCGGGAACGUGGACGAGGACGUCCGGGUGAUGACCCGGAAGAGCGUGGACGACCCGGGGGAACCGCCGGGCAUCGUGCUGAGCGCGGCUACCUCCGUGUGGCUCCCCGUCUCCCCACAGCGCCUCUUUGACUUCCUCCGCGAUGAGCAGCUCCGGAGCGAGUGGGAUAUCCUCUCCAAUGGCGGCCCCAUGCAGGAGAUGGCCCACAUCGCCAAGGGCCAAGACCACGGCAACUGCGUCUCCCUCCUACGUGCCAGCGCCAUGAACGCGAAUCAGAGCAGCAUGCUGAUACUGCAGGAGACGUGCAUCGACGCUGCCGGGUCGCUCGUGGUGUACGCGCCCGUGGACAUCCCCGCCAUGCACGUGGUGAUGAACGGCGGGGACUCCGCCUACGUGGCGCUCCUCCCGUCGGGGUUCGCCAUCGUCCCCGACGGGCCGGACGGGCCGGGCUCCCACGGGGGGGCUGCCCCCAAUGGGCCCGCUGCGAGCAACGGGGGACCGCCAAGGGUGGGCGGGUCGCUCCUGACGGUGGCGUUCCAGAUCCUGGUGAACAGCCUGCCCACGGCGAAGCUCACGGUGGAGUCGGUGGAGACGGUCAACAACCUGAUCUCGUGCACGAUCCAGAAGAUCAAGGCCGCGCUCCAGUGCGAGAGCUGAUCAGGGCGACGGCAAGGGCGUGGACGGAUCGUCGGCGGUGUCAUUUGUUUUCUUUUGUUCUAGGUUUGUGCAUGAGGGUGUAGUUACCAAGCAUUUUGAGCGUGUGAAAUGAGCGAAGGACUCGGACGAAAGCUGGGUUUUUCUAGGAUGGGGUGUGUUGAGUCAAGAACGAACCGCGCGUCGAGACUCCUUGCACGGUGGUAAGAAAACGGCGCGGCGCUGUGUAGAGUGUUGUCCGAGCGCUUCUUUGCUUCGGAAGUCGGAGCAUUCUUAGUGCUGGGCAAGGGUGGUGGUUCGGGUAUUGACUCAGGUUCAUCCCGAGGUGGCUCAACAAAGAGAACCAGGAAAAGAAAGGACGGGGAAAAUAGUUUGUCAGGAAAAAAGGUUGUGUGUCAGCUGUUUUUGUUCUUUAAUCGAAAUCAUUUUAUCUUCUUGUUUAAGCCAAGCUACUUCGACUUGGAACAUUGUAACUUCUUUGAUGGUUUUGUCC